AUGAAGAACAGCGACUUCUUCAAGCAAUUUGACACGGAUGGCGACGGCUACAUUUCCUUCACAGAAUACCUGAUGAUUGUCACUUUCCUUGCAAUUCCCUUGGAGGAUGUUGAGAUCAUAUUUUCCAUGUUUGAUGACGAUGACAGUGGAGCGAUUUCUCUGCAAGAGUUCAGGAGAGUAACCACUGCUCUGAGAUUACGGUUGAGGCGGGUCAGCCACCUACAACGCACUGGACUGCAGACAGACACAGGGGAUGAGACACAAGGGUUGCUGGUGACCUUCUUUGGGAAGAAGGGGCAGGAUCAGCUGGACCUGAAGCAUUUUGCAGCGUUCUGCACAGAGUUGCACGCAGAGCUUGUAAGGCUGGAGUUUCUCCAUUAUGACAUCAAGGGACAGGGUUACAUAUCUGGGACGAGCUUUGCCCACAGCCUGGUCUCUCAUUGCAACAUGCGGAAUGUGGACCACUUCCUGAGCAGAAUUGACAAUUUACCUGAUAAGAUCAAGGCCUUGAAGGUGACAUGGGCAGAGUUCCAGCAGUUUGCACAACUGCGACAAAAUGUGCACAAACUGGCGGUUGCCCUGGAUUUCUUCUACUCCACAACGGACCGGAUAGGCCGCGCCGAUUUCCAACGCGCUGUGGCCAAGAUCCUGGGAGACACACUUGCUGAGGACUUGGUGGACGUCAUCUUUGCUAUCUAUGAUCCCAAAGAGCAGGAUAAUUUGGCCUACAAGGAAUUGCUGUAUGCCCUGGAGAAGAGAGAAGGCAACAUGAUAUAUGCCAAACAGAUGCUGGAUUUGAAUUCUGACACAGAGGUGCAAAGUGUCUUCAGUCGCCUCAGAAGCUCUUUUAUGCCACAAUAA
Coccomyxa subellipsoidea C-169 is the source of this 861-nucleotide messenger RNA. Its product is annotated as putative calcium binding atopy-related autoantigen 1. Gene Ontology annotation, cellular component: uniplex complex. The coding region runs from base 1 to 861 and encodes 286 amino acids. Gene Ontology annotation, biological process: calcium import into the mitochondrion; mitochondrial calcium ion homeostasis. Gene Ontology annotation, molecular function: calcium ion binding. The transcript has a single exon. NCBI's taxonomy places the organism in Eukaryota, Viridiplantae, Chlorophyta, Trebouxiophyceae, Coccomyxaceae. The record is from RefSeq and is a predicted model, not a curated record.